AAAACAGUAGGCCUAAAAGUAUCUUUACAAAAGUUUUAAAGAUUUGAGGCAUCAAUCUGCACUUUCAUUUCUAAUUGGGCAAUUCUCCAACACGAAGUACCACGCGUCGGCCCUUCAGUCCUCGUCUCACAUCUGCGAAUGAUCUUGACUGUGGAAGCAAGCUUAAUCGUUUUCGUGGCCAUCUCCAUUUCUCAACCAUCGGACCCACUUGACAUCGGGGGCGUCGACUCCGAGGCCUCUCUCCCCGAGGUCUGUCAUGACGGGGCCUCAGGCUUUGUGGCCCUCCACGGCGACCCAGAUGCUGGUUGUUGCGUUGAGCAAGCAGCGCCACUUGCGCACGGGUUCUAACCAUUGUGCUCCAGUAGGAAUGUGGUUCUCCGUAUUGAAAGGUCUUACCUGCCUUAGAAUCUUUGACAAAUUAGUGGCAGGCUUUUGACCUCAGGGAGGUCAUUUCAAUUAUGACAUCAUAGGCUCCCAUCACAUUUUUAUUAUGACAUCACAGGCUCCCAUCCCGCUUUCAUUAGCGGGUGAGUUCAAUCUGGAGUGCCAGAGUGUGCUCUGGGCAUUAGUAAAUUCAGAGUGUUGUGCUGGCUGAGGAGUAGGGUUGAUCCGAACGUUCUGACCCCACAACGGCAGUCAAGCACCCAAGCUAACAUUGGCUCGCUUGCUAGCUACCUCCAGACACAAAUGAGAGAAUCUCAUUCUGACCAUUUUACUCACCCUAGCAGAGCUGGUUAGGGUGUUAUGUUGUCCAGAGCGUUGGUGACUAACUGCUGUUGACAAUUUAAUUAUGUUUUUUUGGCGACGUUUACUGACACCGGCUAUAUUCAACGGGUGUUAAGUGUUCGUAAAUUCAUCAGUUAUUCUGCGCUCUGGCACACAGACGAGAGUGCUCUGAAAUCGGAGUAGAUAGCCAGAGUGAAUUUACGAACGCACCCAUAAUGUCACUGACAUGUCUAGCAGGGUGUUAUACUGUACAUGUUUAUGUUAGGGCUACUGUGCAUUUGAGAGAAAUAUUUGACUAUUUAUAGGCUUUAUUCCUACUUUAGGCCUACUUGACAACCAACAAACUUAGAUUUAUUCAUUCCAUUUUCUUUGACAACAUCACAUCAUUCACUUCACCCAGUUUAUAAAUUGGCGUAUUCUUCCUGUAGGAGGCGCCUUCGAUGAAAACCAAGAAUAAAUUCGUGAUUUUUAUGGGGAGUUUCACACUGUCCUGGGGUUUGCUGUCGCAGUUGCUGCUAUUUCAUUUCAUAUUGACAAGGAUUUAUCCCCCAACAUGAAGCAUAUAUUCUUAUUAAUUUGCAUCUGUUUGUUCGUUGGUUGUGCUUCGGAUGUUAUAAGAGCAAGAAAAGUGUCUGCAGUUUUCUGUUCUUUCAAAGAGAAAACAUACAGUCCUGGAGACAGCUGGCAUCCUUAUCUGGAACCCUUUGGUUUCAUGUUUUGUAUGCGGUGUUCCUGCACUGAGACAGGCCAUGUGAAAUGUAACACAAUUAAGUGCCCUACUCUGCGAUGUGACAACCCAGUGACUGACUCUCAGCAGUGCUGCCCUCGCUGUACAGAUGAGCCUAGGAUUCCAGCAGGCUUGAGAGCCUCAGUGAAGUCCUGCAGGUAUAAUGGAACUUUAUACCAACCAGGGGAGACCUUUGCCAACCAUGACCUCUUCCCAUCUCGACAAACCAACCAGUGUGUCAUGUGCACAUGUUCAAAUGGAAAUAUUUUUUGUGCUCUGAAAACUUGCCAGCCGCUGACCUGCUCCUCACCAGUCUCAUUCCCAGAUACCUGCUGUCUGGUGUGCAAAGAUGGUGGCAUUAAUGGGUACUCAUCAGUGGAGGAUGUAGGCCAACAGCUGAACCGAGGCGUUAGGCAUUCAGUGGACCAGUGUGCUGGAGAGCAGUUCCGAGGGCGGUCUGUCCGCUCUACUCCAUCCACAGUCAGGGGUACUCCCAGAGGCCUGAGCCUGCCCAAGCUCCACUUCAAAGGUGCUGCAGAGACCACUGUGAAUUUCCUGCUGCAGAAAAAGCACCAGAAGGCAUGUCAGUACAGCGGCAACACCUACUCUCAUGGUGAUGUGUGGCACCCAGUCCUGGGGAAGGUCCUGGAGUGCAUUUUGUGCACCUGUAAGGAUGGCAUACAGGACUGCAAACGCCUCUCAUGUCCCAGCCAGUAUCCAUGCCAAAAUCCCGUUAAAACCGAGGGGAAAUGCUGCAAGAUUUGUCCAGAACAUAAUGCUGAGAGCAACAGGACUGACUGUUACAUAAACAUGAAUCUUGGACAUGACAAUAACAACCUCUUGGUGUACAAAGUUAAGCCAUCGUCAAAGGUUCACACAGAGGACACAGUUAGGAUAAUUGCUAUUGAAAGACAAGGGACUGCUGAAGUUGAAGUGCAAGUAUGGAAGACAGUAGGAGGAGUUUUACAAUUAAUGGAAACUGGGGAUGUUCUGAAGAAAGAUCUUCUAGAUAAUCCAGAUGACUACACUUUACUGACAACAUUGGAUGAAGAGACUUGGAAAAGAUUCAAGGAGGAAGAAGACAAUCAGAAGGAAUUUCCCAAGACCAGGACCUGUGAGGAUGGGAUCAGGGAGGUAGUGAAGUUCUUGUACCCAGACCAGCUAGAAAGCCUGUGCUCUUCUUAACUCUCAUCCCCUGACUUUGACAUCAAUGGAAAAUGCACAGCAUUCAUAUGCAUUUCAUUAAACAUGAAACAUAGCACUGCUUAUUGGUUAUAGAAUAACAAGCUUUUGUUUAUUUUUAAAUGUCAUCAUAACUCAUUACAAUGUGAUGUUCCAUAUUGUCAGCAGAAUUGUCAACAUUGUUGGUAGCAUUUGGUAGUAGAAGAAACCAAAAUACAAAAAAUACUUUAAAUUAAUUACAGUUAUAUCUCAUUUUUGUUUUCUGGCAUACUGAAAUACAGUAAAAACAGUUAUCUAAAAAAUACAGGUGUACAUGUAUAUAAUAGAAAAAUACACUGGGUAAAUUAGACAGCCAUCUGGCAAUAACACCUUUAUAGAGUAGACCAUAUUUACAAUCACUUUACCGUUCUGCUAAAUACUGCUGUUUGAAAUUGUAUGCCUUUUCAGAAUGUACCGAGAAAUAUUAAUUAACAUAUUUAUUGUAAAUACAAAUAUGCUAACAGAUGUCAUUUUGAGGCAGAGUGUACAACAUUGGUUUGUUUGACAUGUUUGUUUGUACAUUCUGUAGACAUUUGAGUUUGUACUGGAAGGUCCUUGCCUGAGACGCCAUGGCUUUAGUUCAUUGGGCUAUUCUGCCCUACCAAGCAAAAAGGCAGUAACUGCUCAUUUGGUUGAAAAUGAGUUAAUGUCAUUUUUUCUACAUUAAAUACAGUGGGGCAAAAAAGUAUUUAGUCAGCCACCAAUUGUGCAAGUUCUCCCACUUAAAAAGAUGAGAGAGGCCUGUAAUUUUCAUCAUAGGUACACUUCAACUAUGACAGACAAAAUUAGAAAAAAAAUCCAGAAAAUCACAUUGUAGGAUUUUUAAUGAAUUUAUUUGCAAAUUAUGGUGGAAAAUAAGUAUUUGGUCACCUACAAACAAGCAAGAUUUCUAGCUCUCACAGACCUGUAACUUCUUCUUUAAGAGGCUCCUCUGUCCUCCACUCGUUACCUGUAUUAAUGGCACCUGUUUGCACUUGUUAUCAGUAUAAAAGACACCUGUCCACAACCUCAAACAGUCACACUCCAAACUCCACUAUGGCCAAGACCAAAGAGCUGUCAAAGGACACCAGAAACAAAAUUGUAGACCUGCACCAGGCUGGGAAGACUGAAUCUGCAAUAGAUAUCAGCUUGGUUUGAAGAAAUCAACUGUGGGAGCAAUUAUUAGGAAAUGGAAGACAUACAAGAUCACUGAUAACCUCCCUCGAUCUGGGGCUCCACGCAAGAUCUCACCCCGUGGGGUCAAAAUGAUCACAAGAACGGUGAGCAAAAAUCCCAGAACCACACGGGGGGACCUAGUGAAUGACCUGCAGAGAGCUGGGACCAAAGUAACAAAGCCUACCAUCAGUAACACACUACGCCGCCAGGGACUCAAAUCCUGCAGUGCCAGACGUGUCCCCCUGCUUAAGCCAGUACAUGUCCAGGCCCGUCUGAAGUUUGCUAGAGAGCAUUUGGAUGAUCCAGAAGAAGAUUGGGAGAAUGUCAUAUGGUCAGAUGAAACCAAAAUAGAACGUUUUGGUAAAAACUCAACUCGUCUUGUUUGGAGGACAAAGAAUGCUGAGUUGCAUCCAAAGAACACCAUACCUACUGUGAAGCAUGGGGGUGGAAACAUCAUGCUUUGGGGCUGUUUUUCUGCAAAGGGACCAGGAUGACUGAUCCGUGUAAAGGAAAGAAUGAAUGGGGCCAUGUAUCGUGAGAUUUUGAGUGAAAACCUCCUUCCAUCAGCAAGGGCAUUGAAGAUGAAACGUGGCUGGGUCUUUCAGCAUGACAAUGAUCCCAAACACACCGCCCGGGCAACGAAGGAGUGGCUUCGUAAGAAGCAUUUCAAGGUCCUGGAGUGGCCUAGCCAGUCUCCAGAUCUCAACCCCAUAGAAAAUCUUUGGAGGGAGUUGAAAGUCCGUGUUGCCCAGCAACAGCCCCAAAACAUCACUGCUCUAGAGGAGAUCUGCAUGGAGGAAUGGGCCAAAAUACCAGCAACAGUGUGUGAAAACCUUGUGAAGACUUACAGAAAACGUUUGACCUCUGUCAUUGCCAACAAAGGGUAUAUAACAAAGUAUUGAGAUAAACUUUUGUUAUUGACCAAAUACUUAUUUUCCACCAUAAUUUGCAAAUAAAUUCAUUAAAAAUCCUACAAUGUGAUUUUCUGGAUUUGUUUUCUCAUUUUGUCUGUCAUAGUUGAAGUGUACCUAUGAUGAAAAUUACAGGCCUCUCUCAUCUUUUUAAGUGGGAGAACUUGCACAAUUGGUGGCUGACUAAAUACUUUUUUGCCCCACUGUACAUGCUUAAUCAUGUGGACAAGUAUCCUGCCUCUAUUGUGUUUUGGAGAAAAUGGGGGUCAUGUUAGCAGUAACUGCAUAAAGUUACUGUGAAACCAAGGUAAAUAAAAUCAAUUUUUCUCAGUUCCACGCUAUGAGCAGUUACAGACUUUUUUCUUGGUAGGGCAGUAUACAUAUAGGGCUUUCCUCAGAAAAUGUGGGUUUGAUAUCUGGGCAUCGGUAUUGCCCUGCAACAGCAGUUGUAUGUAUUCUGUCAUAAGAGUGGCUACAUUGGUUUGCUGGAACUACUUUCUAUUAUGUUCUCUGAGGUGUUUAUCAUUAUGUUUAGCCAGUUUUCUACAGACCAAGUUUCCAUAGGAUUAUGUGGGAUUUCAGUACUUGAUGGGUCUUUUUUCCCUUUGCACAGUGGCAAGGCAUUCUUGCACGUGAUUGACAAGGCUAAAAGUUGGAGCCAACCAAAAAUAUGAUUUAGUUGAGCUCUACCUGAGGCAAGAAUUCCUGCACAAAUCAGACUGUUGUUAUUCCUUUGACUACCCUCCAGUGAACCCAGUCGGACCAGUCGGACCAGGGGGAUUUCUCAUUUAUAAAUUGUGCCUGUAAUUUGGAUUUGUGCUCCAGUGCUAUAGUUUGUUUUCUCAAGGGUUGUAAUGGCCUAACAGGAUGAGCACAACAAUAGAGCUCUGUUAAUUUGAUAUAAAUGUAGGUCAUGAGUUGGAAGGACACCAACAUUUUCCAAUACAGAGAACUGAAGAAGAGAGGGCUCAGGGAGGAAUAAUAUUGAAAAAUAAGAAUACUGUUGAUGGAUGACCCAGUCUUUUAAAAAAAGGUAUAGAGCAGGGUUUCCCAAACUCAGUCCUGCCCCUCAGGUACACGUUUUGUUUUUUGCCCUCGCGCUACACAGUUGAUUCAAAUAACAAACUCAUCAUCAAGCUUUGAUUAUUUGAAUCAGCUGUGUAGUGCUAGGGCAAAAAACUAAACGUACACCCAGGGGGGGCCCCAGGACCGAGUUUGGGACACACUGGGAUAGAGCACAACAGUAACAUGCUUGUCAAAUAGUUAGACACAAUUUGAUUCUUUGCCGUAUGUAUAAUACACCAAACCCAAGAAAAAUAAAUCCUUGGUCUUUAAAAAUGUAGGAUAUUAUUGGAGUGUUGUUCUACCACAUCAAAUAACUAUUAUGACAAGUUAUUGAAAUAGCAUGUCAUUACUGUUCUACACACAUUGAGAAGCUGGCUUAUGAUCACAUCAUCUGAAAUCCAUGUUCGCCUUUGAGUUGAGUUGCCCUGUGAACAGCUUGUCAAAAGGCUUGUUUAGGUCAACAGGUGUAAGAUAAGCCCAUUUAUCCCUGUGCCAUUUUCAUUGCAGUAGAUAAGAGCCAUACACCGAGUCCUGUCGAUAUGGGAACAGUGCACAGACUUGUGACUAAUAUCCCUCAUCUGUGAACCCCAACAGUCCACUCUCUCCCUUCACAACUACAAUGACUCAUUGUGUUGGCUUCACACUUUGCGCCAGACAUUGCUGCCCAUCUCUCACUAAAGGCCUGACAAAAUAUUUUGAAACAGAAGCCCCUCAGUUGUAGACCUUAAUAGUUUUACAAUGAAGCUGUGACUUAUUUCAACAGGCUGUUGGACUUGACAGUUCCUGGCAAUAUCUUAUUUUGAGAGGUUCAAGGUGGUCCUCUUCCAUAAAGGAGGUAGAUGUGCCUCUUUCCACUUCUCCAUAAAAAAACACAUCUUAUUUCUCUUCCAAAUUGAUGAAUGAGAAGGUAUUUGCUAUAUGCCAGAAUGCAGUGUUAUGUUUAGAGAAAGUAACUUGAUCCCGGAUAAUAACGCAAAGUACAGCAUCCCUCAUUGUGGCAGGCCAGGUAGUGAACAGGGGUGGUGGUGCUGAAUUUUUUUGUCACAUUAACGGUUAUUUAUUUUAUUGCUGGUGGAAAAUCUUGAAACUUUUCAGCAUUUAUAUGGUCUGUUAAUUUUUUGGAGAGGACGUUUCAAAUUCCCUCUAAGUAGCAUUUGGCCAAUUCAGCUAUGCAUGCUUAGUCUUGGCUCAGGCAGUGGUAACAGCUGGGGGCAGUCAGUGGGUAUAAAUCAGCUAGUGGGGUCAGCUCUCUGUAGGAGCAUGUCUACUCAACCCUGCUGCUGCCCAUUGUUAGAGAAUAUGUCAAACCAGGGAAUUCUCACAGAACUGAAGAAACCUCACUAUUUCAAGUACAUUAAGGGUUAGAAUCGGAGUAAGAAUAUUUACUACAAUACUGUAAUUACAUCUGUAGUUCUAUUGAAAAGUGUCUCAACGUGUGAGUAGCAACAAUAUAUUAUUGUAUGCUACAAGAUAGCUACAGUCUAUGGGCCUACUGUACGAGCCCACAACCUAUCCGAAAUGUAGCCAUUUCCUGUUGAUAACGGGCUACAGCGAGCAGUUAGUUGCAGUAGAUGGAGGCAGGUGAGGUGAGCAAACUAAAUAAAUAUUCGAAAUAUCUGUCCCUAGGCUGCUACACCAUAAUUAUGGUGCCUCACAGAAACAGUGUUUGUGAGGAACUGAGGCAUUGAAAAUCAAUCAGGCAGUCUUUUGAUUCAAAGGGAGCCAAAUUGUGUUAAGUUAAUUAAGUCUGAUAGAUGUGUUUGCUUUCAUAGCUGAUUAAGGUGUUCAAGAGAACCCCUGAGUUUUUGCUUCAUCAAAAUACUUCCGAAAUCUAUUAAGGGCACUGUUUUUUACACCCUACCCCUUUCCUUAAUUAAGUUGGCCCUGAUCAUUUCAGCUGAUGAUCUGGGCAGUGCCAAGAAAAUAUGGACAAUACUGGGAUUCAUGUCAUAAACACUUCAGUCAUUACACCCUCUUUCCUGAACCCCACUGUUAGAGGUUCACAUUUUUAAACACAUGCUUGUGAUGGAGGCAUGAUUGAUAAACCAAGACCAGGUUUCACAGGAAUAUUUUUGUUCAUCGCUGAAAUGAUUAUUGUUCAAGAGAAAAAUGUACUACAAAUGUACAAUUAUGGACCAUUCAAUCACUCUCCCUAUGAUUUCAUGUUAAGUGUGUACUACAGUUUCUAAGUAUACUUGUGCAUCAAAAAGACUAUGAUGAAUGGGGCCAAUCUUGAAUAAACUCAUUUGGCACAUUGAUUAAUGAGGAGUGUUGGUGAGGUAAUCAGCUGCUUGGCCCCAGAGCCAAAUGAACUGUUUCAGUCUCCCCACACAGUAGUAUUCUCCUACUGUUAGGCCUCAAUUUAUGAUCCAAAACAACAGUUGUAUCCAAACAUCUCUCAGGCUUGAUUGCAACGAUUAAGCCAGAUGUGGAGAUACUGGCGCACCCAGAUACACUGAAAUUGACCCGAGGAUAUAAAUUCCUGAAGAUCCUCAGACUCCUCAUUGCCUUUCCCAGCUAUGUCUGCCUAUGUUUUCUUUUGGACAGAGAGCAGAGCCAGAUUCUAUUACAUCACCAAGUCCUAAGAGCAUGUGUAAAAACCUGUUUUCAAUUAAUCAUUUUCUUUUGAAGAGUUUUUCAAGAAGAGAAAGAAAGGGAUUAUAAAAGUAGAUUACAAGUGAAUGUUUAUUUCCCUUUAAAGUUGUUUGUUGAUAUUAAUCUGAACAAGAACUCAAAAUAGACAAGAACAAAAACGUUUUUUCUCUCAAACUGUUUUUCUCAAACGCAAUUCACAACCACAUGUUUCUCUAACAUCUAGAAUCAGAGAGAGAGAGAGAGAGAUAUGUUCAAUAAAGAUUACUGGCAAUAGGUGCCUUUGCAAUUUAGUCAAUUGUAUCAAGAGGUUGAGCAGUGGCUGUGCCAGUAGUCAAAUGGGUGCUGUAUAUGUAUAGUGUAGUAUGUCUUCACAUUGUAGCUGUAGAUCUAUUACAACAUGCUUUACCUUGAGAUAACUUCAUAUUUAGGGUUUUCUG
Salvelinus fontinalis (brook trout) is the source of this 8837-nucleotide messenger RNA. RefSeq names its product chordin-like protein 2. Gene Ontology annotation, molecular function: protein binding. The coding region runs from base 1280 to 2638 and encodes 452 amino acids. The transcript is spliced from 11 exons. The record is from RefSeq and is a predicted model, not a curated record. Lineage: Eukaryota; Metazoa; Chordata; Actinopteri; Salmoniformes; Salmonidae.